AUGGCUGAACGUCUGGAGGACCAUCUUCAAUGUCCCACCUGUCUGGACGUCUUCGAAGAUCCUGUCAUGCUUCCGUGCAGUCACAACGUCUGCCGUCCGUGUCUGCAGCAGUGGAAGGGAGCAGGAGAACGAUCGUGUCCAGUCUGUUGGACAAAGUUUGGGUCAAUGGAGCUGCCUUUGAACCUGACACUAAAGAAUCUUUGUGAGGACGUUUCACGAGCCUCAGUCAAAUCAGAAGACAUCUGCAGCUUGCAUGAGGAGAAACUUCAACUCUUCUGUUUGGACCACCAGGAGCUUGUGUGCCUCGUUUGUAGAGAUGAAGAAAUCCACAUUGGUCACACGUUCCAGCCCCUCGACGAAGUUGUGAAAGGUCAUCAUGAGGAACUCCAGAGAGGACUGCAGAAGGCCAAUGAAAGACUCCAAGAUUACAACGACUGUCGAAAGAACUUCAACGAACAGGCAGAGUACAUCAAAGCCCAGAGGGAGAAGGUCGAACGCAAGAUUAAGAAGGAUUUUGAGGAGCUCCAUCGCUUCCUCGACGUCGAGGAGGAGGCCAGGUUGGCUGCGGUCAGGGAGGAAAAGAAGAAGAAGAGUCAGACGAUGAAGGAGAAGAUGGUGGCUCUCGACAGACAAAUGGUCGCUCUCUCGAAUCUCAUCAGAAGCACGGAGAAGCAGCUGGCGUCUGGCCAUGUUUCUUUCAUGAAGAAGCUCAAGACUGCGAUGAGCAGAAUCCAGGAGCUGCCUGAAAAGCCGCAGCUGCUGCCGGGAGGUCUGCUGGACGAAGCCAAACACGUGGGCAACCUCAAGUUCAAGGUGUGGGAGCGGAUGAAGGAGACGCUCGCCUACAGUCCAGUCAUUCUGGACCCCAACACGGCCUAUCCAAGUAUCAGUCUGUCUGAAGAUCUGAGCAGUCUUACUCUGAAAGACGUACAGCAGGAGCGUCCAAAGAAUCCAGAAAGAUUCCAGAAAAUGUUGCGUAUACUGGGUGCUGGUUUGGACUCGGGGAAAAAACACGUGUGGGACGUUGCGGUGGGAGACAACAAUGACUGGGCAGUGGGGGUCGCGUGGGGGGACCCUUGUUUGCCAGAGAAAAUGAGCAAUUUGUCCAUUGGAUUUUGUGAUGGGAAAUACAAAACGGCCUCUGGCCAAUCUGUAGAGAUGAAUCCGCCUGUCAAAGUGCAGACGAUCCGAGUUGCAGUGGACAUGAAUGAAAGCUCAUUGUCCUUCUCUGAACCUCUUACAAACACCGAAUUGUGGAACACUAAGGAGCAUUCCAAUUGGCCAGGUAACACCAAAAUCUAUCCUUUGUUUUACACAACACGUAAAAGUCCUCUAAAAAUAAUCCCCAUUCCACCUGUUGUUACCAAUGCCAUCAGUUAG
Corythoichthys intestinalis (scribbled pipefish) is the source of this 1380-nucleotide messenger RNA. RefSeq names its product E3 ubiquitin-protein ligase TRIM35-like. Gene Ontology annotation, molecular function: ubiquitin protein ligase activity; zinc ion binding. Gene Ontology annotation, cellular component: cytoplasm. Gene Ontology annotation, biological process: protein ubiquitination. Bases 1 to 1380 code for a protein of 459 amino acids. The transcript has a single exon. The record is from RefSeq and is a predicted model, not a curated record. NCBI's taxonomy places the organism in Eukaryota, Metazoa, Chordata, Actinopteri, Syngnathiformes, Syngnathidae.